Messenger RNA from Puccinia graminis f. sp. tritici CRL 75-36-700-3, 504 nucleotides. RefSeq lists its product as uncharacterized. NCBI's taxonomy places the organism in Eukaryota, Fungi, Basidiomycota, Pucciniomycetes, Pucciniales, Pucciniaceae. The record is from RefSeq and is a predicted model, not a curated record. The coding region runs from base 1 to 504 and encodes 167 amino acids. The transcript is spliced from 2 exons.
AUGGCUCUCAUCAUCCGGCCAACGGCGGCGAUAGGUCAAGCCCUCGUUGGCACGAAAAAACUCCCGCACUGUCUGGAACCCGCCCUUUGUUUGACUGAAGAUAUCAUCAUCCCACCCGACUUGCGACCAACCUGCCUGAAGAAAAACAAAUCAAUGGCAUCAACUCAUCCAACCACCCAUGACACCAAGCCAACCAGCCCCAAGCCCGAGCCGAUAAGCCCCAAGCUUGAGCCGAUCACCCUCAAAUUUGAGCCGGUAAGCCCCACACCCGAGCCGAUGGACCACCCAUUAUCAUCCGGGCAGAGCAGGCCACUUCAGCCACCCAUCCCUGCUCCAACUGUGGAGACGGCUAAGCGGGCAGUGAAGAAGUCACCUACUAAAAGUUCUCCCAGUCAAGACUUGAGACGUAGUCGUCAAAUUUUUGACCAGGUGCACGGCCAAGGAAGUAUGUCCCUUAAGAACCUCAAGGAACACGCACACAUCAAGGGUGGACGACCAAAAUAA